AUGGAGACGAUGAUCUACUCAAUACAAUCUAAAACAUCUACGACACAUUCUUAUAUACCGUUCCUACGGAUGCGUUACCCUAAAUUUCCGAGCGUGUUAUCACGAAAGUGUUGUUUGGUUUCGUACAAGUUAUCCGUAAUACUUGGCGUAGUUGACUUCAAGCUAAUUCUUCUGUUAUGUGCUGAGUCUUGUGCUGGUAACGGAAUUUUCCACAAAAUUUUGGUGGAUUCGAUAUUCAACGAUGAUCGGUAUAUAUCAAACUAUACACGUUUAUGA
Messenger RNA from Heterobasidion irregulare TC 32-1, 276 nucleotides. RefSeq lists its product as uncharacterized. Lineage: Eukaryota; Fungi; Basidiomycota; Agaricomycetes; Russulales; Bondarzewiaceae. The coding region runs from base 1 to 276 and encodes 91 amino acids. The transcript has a single exon. The record is from RefSeq and is a predicted model, not a curated record.